CUUGAUUAUCGUCCCCCAGAGCGCAGUUCAAACAAUACUUACCGGUCACCACAAGCCCCAGACAACCGCAUCAGGCCCUCUGGGGAAAAUCUAACGGAAAAUGCCUGAAGGCGGAAAAUCGAAGAGCAAGAAAAAGAAUGCGGCCACCGCAAAAGCAGUGGAAGAUACCAACGCGCCUUCGAAACAUAAAGACGCAACCUACGAUCCGUCGGAACUCUCGAAUUCAGAUGCUGUGCAAUCCAACGCCAUCGAGAAUCAUGAUACAAAGAGCCAGGAAACUGAAACGAGCAAGGGCGAAAUUAAUUCGAACAAUGGCCCUAAGGGUGGAAUCGGAGACGAUCAGGAAUUGCCAUCCGCCGGCGAUAAUACUGGGCGUACGGACAAUGGACAAACGACACCCCCUGACGCGUUACAAUCAAAGGACAGAUUCGACACCCUUAUACGUGAUAGAGACUCGCUACGUGCCGAAGUGACGGAUAUGCGGAGAUCCUUAGAAGAGAUACAAUCCAAGCAUCGCACGGACAUGGAAACGCUGCAGCACAAACUGGAAGAUGCGGAGAGCAAAAAGGAACACGCCGAGACACAAUUCCAAAAGCUUCUGGAGAGAGUAAAUAUAAUCAAAUCGCAACUGGGUGAACGACUGAAGGAAGAUGCCGAGGAACUUGGACAAGCAAGGCUACAGAUCCAGGAGCUGGAGGAACAGAACUCAACCCUGAAAGAAGAGGUCCAAUCACAGAAUGCGAAAAUAGACCAGAUUUCAGAGGACAGCGAACAGAAGCUGAAGGAAAUCUCAAUUUUGCGAGACAGGACCAAUUUGUCCCAGCAGAACUGGCUGAAGGAGAAAGAGGAACUUCUUGAACAAGAAUCGUAUCUUCAGUCGGAAUUCGAACAGGCUAAGGAGGCUAUGCACAACUGGGAGGUUCUUGCUAUGGAAGAGCGAUCUAUCCGGGAGAAUCUUGGUGACAAGGCUGUGGACCUCGAGGAGCAGGUGGCCAACCUUAGGGAUGCCUACGAAAAGGCCGCUGCCGAACGUGAUUCCCAGAUGGCUACGGUAGAUGGCUUACAACGUGCUUUGCAAGAGAUCCAGACAGCUCGGAAACAGGAACUUCGUGAGGUUGUGGAGAGCUCCGAUGCUCAACUAGAGAAGCUCAAAGAAUCUCUUCAGGGUGCGGAGAAGAAGGCUUCGGACGCUGACCAAGCUCUCCAAAAAGUCCGGAACGAGCUGGAGCGAGUGAAGCCAUUUGAGAAAGAAGUCAGGGAGAAAAACUUGUUGAUCGGAAAGCUCAGGCACGAAGCAGUGACGUUGAAUGACCAUCUAACAAAGGCUCUGCGGUUCCUUAAGAAAGGAAAGCCAGAAGACAACGUGGACAGACACAUUGUCACAAACCACCUCCUGCAUUUCCUGGCCCUUGAUCGGUCAGAUCCAAAGAAAUUUCAAAUCUUGCAACUCAUUGCAGCACUUCUAGGCUGGACAGAUGUACACAAGUUCCGCCCGGUGGUCGUUUCAGGCCCCUCCGGCACGGGAAAGUCGACGUUACUCAAGAGGCUCUUCGCUGAGUAUCCCGAUACUUUUGGGUUUUCAGUUUCCCAUACUACUCGGGCACCUCGGCCGGGCGAGCAGAACGGGCGUGAAUACCAUUUUACAACCAAGGAGGACUUUUUGGACCUUGUAGCCCGAAAUGGCUUCAUCGAGCAUGCGCAGUUUGGAGGUAAUCACUACGGCACCAGCGUCCAGGCGGUUAAGGACAUUGCGGAGAGGAGCAGAAUCUGCAUCCUUGACAUUGAAAUGGAGGGUGUGAAGCAGGUCAAACGCACCGAUCUGAAUGCUCGCUUCUUGUUCCUUGCACCGCCAUCAGUUGAAGAACUCGAAAAGAGGCUGCGUGGGAGAGGUACGGAGACCGAAGAAAGUCUGAACAAACGUCUCGCACAAGCGAAGAACGAACUUGAAUUCUCCAAGGAGCCCGGUGCCCAUGACAAGAUUGUUGUAAACGAUGAUCUUGAGAAGGCCUACGUGGACUUGAGAGACUGGGUUGUUGAUGGAGGCCGAUUUGGAGCAGAGCAAUGAGGACUUGUCGGCCUUCCUCAGGAGUAAAUCGUUGAUAGCUAUCUCUACGUGCCGCAUAAAAUGUUUGGUGCUCCGUAUCUCGAACGCAUAGACAGGCUUUUUUCACAGAGAAUUGAAAUUGAGGAUGUUUAAAU
Messenger RNA from Aspergillus steynii IBT 23096, 2199 nucleotides. RefSeq names its product putative Golgi matrix protein. Gene Ontology annotation, biological process: purine nucleotide metabolic process. Gene Ontology annotation, cellular component: cytosol. The transcript has 10 exons. Lineage: Eukaryota; Fungi; Ascomycota; Eurotiomycetes; Eurotiales; Aspergillaceae. Gene Ontology annotation, molecular function: GMP kinase activity. Bases 101 to 2065 code for a protein of 654 amino acids. The record is from RefSeq and is a predicted model, not a curated record.